Zasmidium cellare ATCC 36951 is the source of this 1089-nucleotide messenger RNA. RefSeq lists its product as uncharacterized. The record is from RefSeq and is a predicted model, not a curated record. Bases 1 to 1089 code for a protein of 362 amino acids. NCBI's taxonomy places the organism in Eukaryota, Fungi, Ascomycota, Dothideomycetes, Mycosphaerellales, Mycosphaerellaceae. The transcript is spliced from 2 exons.
AUGGCAGUGGUGAACUCGAAGCAGACUGCGUCUUUCAAGACUGAACGCAUUAACAAGUCAACUUUCCUGGUAGUCGAAGAUGAUGCAUUCAGAGAGCAUCCAUUCAUCUACGUCAAGAUCCAUCCGAAGGCACCCAUCAUAGUCCUCUCAGACACGGGUUGCGAUGAGCCCAGUGCGAAGAGCAAGAACGCCGACUUCACCCAUCUUCGAGACUACUUGGAGAACUUCCCAAUCAAGAGCAACAGCAAGAAGCCGCUCAAUCCAGGAGGUCAUCGACAAUACUACAUUAUCUGCACGCAUUGCCACUAUGAUCACAUCGGCGGCAUCUCACAGUUUCUGGAAGGCGGCAGGACCGAGAUCAUAGCAUCUGCCGCGGGCAAGGACUUCAUCGAAUCGGAUCUGGAAGCGCAUGGGCUCUUCAAGUACAUCGACAAAGUGGCGCCUUACUACCAAGUCACACAUUGGGCGCAGGCGUGGGAGAGGCUCCAGUGUCCCAUCCAGCACCAUAACGACGAUUACACCGUGCAAGCCCGGAAGCCUAUCGAUCUUGGCAUGACCUUCAUCCACACACCCGGCCAUACUCAAGAUGAGCUCGCGUGGUAUGAUCACGACGAAAUGCACGUCUACGUUGGAGACAGCCUAUACGAAGAAGGUGAGGAUGGCAUGGCGAUUGAAUUUCCAGCAGAGGGCAGCUUCGUCGAGUGGGCGUUCGCAAUGCACAAAGUCCAGUAUCUCGUGCGAGGAGAAAAUGCAAGAUCAGCCGCCCGAGCCGAAAAAGAAGACGAUGACGGCUGGUGCCAGGUUGCGAAAAGGGUCAAGCUGGCAGCAGGUCAUCAAACGCAUUCUGCGGAUGCGGAGCCGUUCUUGGAGAAGGUCGGACAGUUCUGGUGGGAUACGCUGGCUGGGAAAGUGCCUGUCAUCAAGAAGCAGUAUAAGCGUGGGGAGGCGUACUACACAUGGAGGGAGAAAGAUGGCAAGUCGGGCUUGUCGUUCCAUGCGCCGGCGAGAUUGAUGGACGAGGCUAGGAAGUUCUUCGAAGGCACUGGUGUGUUUGCGACAGGACAUCUUGGAUCCGACUUUCCAGGUUGA